AGUAGAAGUGGAAUAUCAGGCAGAAAAGGGGGGGGACUUGUUGCACGAAGAUGGACUUGAACAGACUCAACUAUCUUUCUGAGAGCCACACCUCGGCUUCCUUAAAAGGGUUUGCAUAUAUGUUUUUUUUCAUACGGUAUCGUGAUCUUCUUGGCAGCAGCCGUACGUGGUGCUAGAGGUGACUGAGGACAGCACCGACAACUCAUCUCAAGAGCAGCUGCCGGAAAGAGUCCUGGAGUUUGCUGCCUGUUUCUUGGAUGCAUCCUGCAGCAAACCUUCAGUUCCUUGAAGAAAAAAAAAGGAAGCUUUUGCACAAGUAUCUCUUGGGACACGCUGAGCAGAGCGACAACAUGGCCUCUGAUCUGAGGAGGUGAAUCCCCUGAACGCUGGGAGCCUCGAGCUGAACUGAAUCUGACCUGAUGGGGUGUGACAACACUAAAAAGACUGCGCUCGGUUCAAUGAAGCGGCGCCUCCUCCUCUCCUUUCUCUGCGUUUUAUCGCUGUCCCUUUUCAGCGGAUGGUCGCCAGCCUUCCAGGCUCUGAUGACGGCGAAUCCUUCGGCUUUCAGUGACAGCGGCAGAAACGUGACGGUCCUGCUGUGGUACUGGCCCUUCAGCAGGUCCAUGAGCCUGAAGGGAGACGUGUGCUGGGAUCUCUACCGCAUCCCUCGCUGUAACCUGGUGGACCAGCGCUCCCUGUUCCCCUCGGCUGAUGUGGUGGUCUUCCACAACAGGGAGCUGGUAGAGCGGCGCCAGAAGCUGCCCCUCGAUCGCCCGCGUCCACGGGGCCAGAGGUGGGCUUGGAUGUCCCUGGAGGCCCCUGCUUACAACGGGAACCUGCAUCGGUUUACAGACGUCUUCAACAUGACCAUCACCUACAGGAGGGAUGCUGAUGUCCCUGUUCCCUACGGCAGUCUGCUACCUAAGGAGGCUGAAGGACGUCUGGUGGAAGACGAUCCCCAGAAUAAGACCUCUCUGGUCUGCUGGGUGGUCAGCAACUACAGGAGCCACCACAAAAGAAGCCGAGUGUUCAAAGAACUCAACGCCACGGUUCCCGUGAAGGUUUACGGGCGCUGGACAAAGACACCCCUCACCUCUGCGGCCCUCUUACCCACAAUCUCUCGCUGCUACUUUUAUCUGGCUUUCGAGAACUCAGUCGCCAAAGACUACAUCACGGAGAAGCUGUGGAGGAACGCUUACCAAGGCGGAGCCGUGCCUGUCGUCCUGGGAGCGUCGGCGAGCGAUUACAAAGCCGUGGCUCCACCUCAUUCGUUCAUCCACGUGGACGAGUUUGCGUCGGUGAAAGAAAUGGGAAAGUAUCUGCAAGAGCUCGCGGAGGACAAGAAACGCUACGCCGAGUAUUUUACGUGGAAGCAACAGUGGAAAGUGAAAGUGUACACCGACUGGAGGGAAAGACUGUGUAAGAUCUGCUCACAGUUCAGCAGUUUACCUCAGCACAAGGUUUACUCAGACCUGGAGGCCUGGUUCAGCGCUAAGAACCCUUCAGCCUAAAUGUUUGCAGUUGAUGGUGACAGUGACGUUAACUUUACUGUAUCUUUGACGUAUUUGCAGGAACCAUCACCGCAUCUUCUGCAUUACAUCUAAUUUGUGUGUCUUGUCUCUUUGUGCCUCGUUAAGCAUUUAGUUACUGUGCAGAUAAAAUACAUUUUUAGUAAUAUUGAAGAAAGGAAGGUGAAAGCACAUAUUCUCACGUCCCUAUUCCAUUGACUUUAUGAUGAUGUGUAUACAUGCACACAGCAACACGACUAACCUCUUGUAACUACUUCAGAUGUGGACCAAGUGAUGUACUAUCUGUAGCACUUUAUAGCAACACCUGACCUCUGUCACUGGAAAUUCAGUAUUUUGGGAAAUAUACCUUCUUGCUUAGAGUGAAAUGCAAAAGGUGAAGCCACUCUCAUGUGUGCAUUGUAAACAGCAGCCGUUUGACUUGACUUAGCACAGACUGGAAAUGCUACUGCAGCCUGAUUCUGUCAGAAACUAUAAAGUACAUCUAGUUAAUCAGCUGGAGCAGCUUUAGAAAUGCUGGCAGGCAGUUUUUUUUUGUUGUGUCUUUUGGACAGAACCAGGUUUGUCUUGUAUUCAGUUAAAAUACAUCCACUAAAGGUUCUGUGUGUA
Messenger RNA from Stegastes partitus (bicolor damselfish), 2135 nucleotides. It is a transcript of the gene fut7, whose product is annotated as fucosyltransferase 7 (alpha (1,3) fucosyltransferase). Gene Ontology annotation, molecular function: alpha-(1->3)-fucosyltransferase activity. The transcript is spliced from 4 exons. Gene Ontology annotation, cellular component: membrane. The coding region runs from base 420 to 1511 and encodes 363 amino acids. The record is from RefSeq and is a predicted model, not a curated record. NCBI's taxonomy places the organism in Eukaryota, Metazoa, Chordata, Actinopteri, Pomacentridae.